Messenger RNA from Plasmodium malariae, 2382 nucleotides. RefSeq names its product conserved Plasmodium protein, unknown function. The record is from RefSeq and is a predicted model, not a curated record. The coding region runs from base 1 to 2382 and encodes 793 amino acids. NCBI's taxonomy places the organism in Eukaryota, Apicomplexa, Aconoidasida, Haemosporida, Plasmodiidae. The transcript has a single exon.
AUGAAUAAUAAUAAUAGUAACAGUAUUAUCAAUUGUAACAGUAAUAGUAUUAAAACGAAUAAUUAUAUUUAUAGCCCUGGGAGGGAGCAAAGCUAUUUGCACGUAAAUAGUGGCACAAUGAAGAAUGAUCAAGUCAAUCAUAGCAACAUGAAAGAAGGACAAAAGGAAGGUCUAGCAGGUUUAAAUAUAAAUAAUAAAUACACAAAUAGUGAACGAGUAAAAAGAAACUAUCACAACGAUUUCAAGUACAACAAUAAUGAAGCAAGGAGUUUUCCUAAUGCAAACAUGAUAAAUUGGGGUUAUAAGAUGAAUGGGAAGAGGAAUAAUGAUAGGAAUAAAAAAGAAGAGGAAAAAGAAGAAAAAGGAUAUAUGAUACACCAAAUGAAUAAAGUGGCAUUGGCAAAUAACAGUUAUUUGGAAAAUUAUUUUUCGUCCUACUCAAAUAAGUAUACAGAUUGCAAUGCAAAUAAUUGUGAAUCGUAUAAAAGCAUGAACAGUCAUAACUCAGUUAACAAAGGAAGGGGAUAUUAUACUAUUUCCACUGCAGAAACAAAUGUUUAUGGUAAUGGUAAUAUUAGCUGUGAUAACAGUAAUAGCAAUAACUACAGUAAUAGCAAUAACUACAGUAAUAGCAAUAACUACAGUAAUAGCAAUAAUUAUAGUAAUAGCAGUAAUGACAGUAAUAGCAAUAACUACAGUAAUAGCAAUAACUACAGUAAUAGCUAUAAUCACAGUUACAGGAAUAAAAACAAUAAUGUCAGUAAUUCUGGUGAAGGUAAUUACUUACAUAAAAAUGAAGAACCCCAUUUAAAAACUAAUAAUAAAUCAAAGAAUUUGUAUAAACAAAAUAGCGUUAAUUAUGUUGAGAAUAACAUGAAUGUAUUUCCUAAAAAUAAUUUCAUCCAUAGCAUAAGUAACAGCAUGAGGGGGGAUAAUAACAUUAACACCCUGAACUAUCAUUCUUAUGGUAAAGUUAAAAAUUAUGCCUACAAAAAUGUACAUAAAAAUGUUAACUAUAACAAUCAUAGUAAUGUUUUGUCGUGUGUAAAUACAAGUACCAAAUUUAAUAGUAGUAGAUUCUUAAAAGGUCGUACAGGAGAAAAUGUAAAUCUCAUAAACGAUCAAAAUUCAUCGAAGACAUAUCAAUUUAAUGGAAAUACAAUGAGAGAUGGUGCUGGCGCAUACAUGUAUCGUUUUAUUUCUUCUCCUACCAUGGACAGAGGGAUGGAGGGAAAAGCGGACAGAAGAGGGGAGGGUCUCAUUGACAUUAGCACUGAUAGCGUCAUCGGUAGAAAUGCUAGUUGGAGCUGUCAUCUUACCAACAUGAACAAAACUUGUGUGCCAAAAUUUGCACGCCCUUAUAAGAGUAAUAGCAGAAAUUAUGAACAUGUAAGGAAAAAAAUCAAAUAUCACAAUAAUGUUCACGUAGUGGAGGAGCACAAAAUGGAGGAGAGCAAAAUGGAGGAGAGCAAAAUGGAGGAGCACAAAAUGGAGGAGAGCAAAAUGGAGGGGAGCAAAAUGGAGGAUCACAAAAUGGAGGAGCACAAAAUGGAGGAUCACAAAAUGGAGGAUCACAAAAUGGAGGAUCACAAAAUGGAGGAGAGAAAUAUAGAGGGAAGUAAAACGAAUGACAAGGUGAACCCGAUAGAUUAUAAUACAAAAACUAAUAAAAGUGUAAAUAAAAACCUGAUUAAAUUUGUCUUCUGCACCCACUGUAAUAAAAACGUUGAAAUGAAUAUGUUAGAAGAGCAUAACCAACAGCAGCACAUGAAAUGCCCAAUAGAUAAUUGCGGUCAUAUAUAUAAUAUAGACGAUCUUGAAUUUCAUUUACUAAAUCAUAUGAAGAAUGAUAAGAAUGAGAUUAUUUUAAAUGAUUCGAAAGAAAUAGAGAAAUGGAUAAGUGAAAGAAAAAAAAAUUAUCCUACAAAAAGGAAAAUUAUGAACAGUAAAAAUGAUAAAACAAUAAUAAUAAAAAAAAAAAGAAAGAAACCGAGUUGUUUAAUUGAAGAAUUAUUAUUUGAAAGAUAUUGUUCUGCAGUAGGAAGGAAUAUAUAUUAUAAAAGAGAGUCACAAAAAUCAAUCUUUAUCCCCUUACUAUCGAAAAUAGCAGAAAGCAAUUUUCAAAAUAUUUAUGAAAAUAAUUAUUACAGCAUUUCAAAUAAUAAAAAUGAAAAUAAAAGAUAUAAAAACAACAAUUUUGCAAAAAAACAACUUAUUGACACUUUGAAUAUUCAUAAAUCAUCACCUUUACUAUAUCAGUUAAUGAAAAAUGAUAUUUAUAUAUAUGAACAAAAAUUAAUGGCGUGUAUAGAAUACAUUACGGAAAAUAAAUUUUUCGACGAUAUUUUUGACGUGAAGGAGGACAUUAUUGAGCUCAAUUAA